Blepharisma stoltei is the source of this 597-nucleotide messenger RNA. The record is from the annotation of a GenBank genome assembly. Lineage: Eukaryota; Ciliophora; Heterotrichea; Heterotrichida; Blepharismidae.
AUGGGUUCGAAAUCAAGUAAAGAUACUCUAGAUGAUACCUUAUUUAAUCUGAGAUUUGCAGGCAAAACAUUAAUAAAAGAAUCAGAUCGAAGCCAAAAAGAAGAAAAAAUAGAAAAGGAUAAGGCCAAAAGAGCUUUAGAAAAAGGUCUUAUUGAUAACGCUAGAAUAGCUGCAGAAAAUGCUAUCAGAAAGAAAAAUGAAGCCUUAAACUACCUAAGAUUAUCCUCAAAACUAGAUGCAGUCGCAUCCAAAAUAAUGUCAGCGAGCAGAACAGAAGCUAUGACUCGUCAAUUUUCUCAAGUAAUUCCACAAAUGAACAGAGCCAUGAAAAGUAUGAACCUUGAGAAUAUAAGUGAAACAAUGGGACAGUUUGAAAAGUGCUUCGAAAAUUUAGACGUUGCUUCUGGAUAUGUUUCUGAAUCAUUAAAUCAAACUACGACAGUGUCAACGCCAAGAGAUCAGGUUGAUAAUUUGUUGGGAAUGAUUGCAAGCGAGCAUAAUAUUGAGGUAAGAGGGCAGCUAGGAGAAGCACCGCUGGGGAUUAGCGCAAAGGAAAUUGAAGAGAGUAAUAAAAUUGAUGUCCAAAAAUUGAAAUAA